Messenger RNA from Oncorhynchus keta (chum salmon), 3606 nucleotides. RefSeq names its product SEC23 interacting protein (gene sec23ip). Bases 162 to 3092 code for a protein of 976 amino acids. The transcript is spliced from 17 exons. Gene Ontology annotation, cellular component: COPII-coated ER to Golgi transport vesicle. Lineage: Eukaryota; Metazoa; Chordata; Actinopteri; Salmoniformes; Salmonidae. Gene Ontology annotation, molecular function: protein binding; metal ion binding. The record is from RefSeq and is a predicted model, not a curated record.
CAGCACCAACUCAGCGAGGAAUACUUUACCUUAUGACUUGUAUUACAGAUCAGUGAACUUAUCCAAACGCCAUCACCGAGAACCACGUCUGAGAUCCGGUUGGUGAAGUUAUGCUGCUCUGGCUGUAAAAUAAGCUUGGCGACGUGUAAUUUGGGGUGGCAAUGGCUGAUAGGAAAACCAAUACUGUGCCAAAUUCUAGCGCAAAUUUACUGUUUUCGGCGGCACCGGAGUUCAAUUUCAACCUACCUUUCAUACCUGUCAGUCAGGCCAGUGGUCCGGCGGUGUUAUCAGGAGACGAUUCUGCAGAUGUCGGAGAAGAAGACAGCUUUCUUGGCCAGACCUCUGGAAAUGCCCCAGCACCAUCCACAUUCAGCUACUUCUCCAGUCCCGUGAACAGCAGUGACCCAUUUGCCUCCAUUGGACAUCAGCCGGCAUGUCCACCCCCGGCAUCACUAUCAGUAGCCCCCGUGACAUCUGGACCAACCUCUGUCCCCAUUGUUGCCAGCAUGGCCCCAACACCCCCUAUCCCACUAACCAACCCUAAUGUGCCACAGCCAUUUGGCAAUGUUGUUUACCAGAACCCCAUUGGAAGAUACACUCCUCCCCCUAACACAGUGACCCCGCCCCCUCCACAAGCCCCUGAUCAGAGUUAUAAUCCAUACCGUCACACACCCCUCAGCAGCAGAGCCAAACCCUAUAUGCCAGCUCCAGAGGUCCAGUCACUAUCCAGCCCACCGGUGCAGCAAAAUCCCUACACUAUGGGCUCUCAAGCGCCAACAUUCCAAUCGGCACCAUCCACAUACACAAAGCCCCCUCCCACACAGAUUCAGGGGCCGCCCCCUAUGACCCAUCACUCCACCACUGCUGGAGCACUGGUUCCAGCCAAUCAAAUUAUACAAUAUAACGUGUAUGAGGCUGUCCAGCCUCACUGGUUCUUCUGCAAACAAGUGGAGUCCAAGAGUGUCUGGCUUCCCUUUAGUAUCCUGGACUCCAUUCAACUGGAGGAGAUCUACAAUUCAGUGCAACCAGACCCUGAGAAUGUGAUUGUGUGCACAGAAGGAGGGCGCUAUGACGUGCAGCUCUAUGACCGCAUACGUACAGCUGUAUUCUGGGAGGAGGAACCUACAGAGGUGCGGCGCUGCACCUGGUUCUACAAAGGAGACACAGACAGCCGUUUCAUCCCCUACUCAGAGGAGUUCAGCGAGAAGCUAGAGGGAGAAUAUAAGAAAGCUGUGUCAACCAACCAAUGGCACCGUCGACUGGAAUUCCCAUCGGGGGAAACCAUUGUCAUGCACAAUCCAAAGGUGAUCGUGCAAUUCCAGCCAUCCGCCAUGCCAGACGAGUGGGGUACAACCCAGGAUGGACAGACCAGACCCAGGGUGGUCAAGAGGGGCAUUGAUGAUGACCAUGAUGAAGUUCCCGAUGGGGAGCUCCCUCAGGUGGAUCACCUGGUGUUCAUGGUGCAUGGCAUCGGUCCAGUCUGUGACCUGAGGUUUAGGAGCAUGGUGGAGUGUGUGGAUGACUUCCGGAGUGUUUCCCUGAAGCUGCUGCAGAGUCAUUUUAAGAAGGCGCAGGACGAGUGUGUUAUCAGUCGAGUGGAGUUCCUUCCUGUUCAGUGGCACACGGCCCUGCAUGGGGACGCCACAGGGGUGGACAGGAGGAUAAAGAAGAUCACCCUGCCCAGCACGGGUCGUCUGCGUCACUUCACUAACGAGACCCUCUUAGACGUGCUGUUCUACAACAGUCCCACCUACUGCCAGACCAUCAUGGACACAGUUGCCCUGGAGAUUAACAGGAUCUAUGCUCUGUUCAUGCAGCGGAAUCCAGACUUCACCGGAGGCGUCUCAGUAUCCGGACACAGUUUAGGUUCCCUCAUACUUUUCGACUUGCUGUCAAACCAGAAGAAUGUCUCACCUUUGCAAACCAUGUCAACUGCAAAUGGGGGCCACCCUGCAGGCAACAAACAGCAGGUGGCUCCCCCCGCUGCUGCUACCUCACCUGCUGCUGUGGCGGAGGAGCCUAAGGAGGAAGGGGAGGAGUUUGACGAUCUUUCUGCAUCGCUGGAACAUCUGGGCCUGUCUGAGUACCAGAGCACUUUAGAACAGGAGAGGAUUGACCUGGAAUCUUUUCUUAUGUGCACAGUUGAGGACCUGAAAGAGAUGGGCAUUCCAUUGGGGCCAAGGAAGAAAAUGGCUAAAUUUGUGAAAGAAAGAGCAAUUAAGCAGGCAGCACAAGAUAAGAAGGCAGCAGAAGUGAAGGUGACCAGUCAAGAGGUCGUCCCCGCCCAAUUAAGUGAGUCUCUCCCAGGGCCCGGCACCUCGAAUCUUCCUGUUGGCGGGACUUACUCAUCCGUCCAUGUGGAUUACAACUACUUCAAAGUUGGCACUGGACAGGUGUCGGUGGUGUACCACACUCUGGACUUUGAGCCAGUGAAUUUCUUUGCCCUGGGAUCUCCCAUAGGGAUGUUCCUCACAGUGCGAGGCCUGGAGAAGAUUGAGGAAAACUACCAGCUACCCACCUGCAAGGGAUUCUUCAACAUCUACCACCCGCUGGACCCAGUUGCUUACAGGAUUGAGCCCAUGAUCCUGCUAGACCUGGACUUGAAACCGGUUCUGAUUCCACACCACAAAGGGAGGAAGAGGCUGCAUCUCGAGCUGAAGGAGAGUCUCUCUCGCAUGGGUUCAGACCUGAAGCACGGCUUCAUCAGCUCCCUGAAGAGUGCCUGGCAGACCCUCAACGACUUUGCUCGUGCUCACACCUCCAAUGCCCAGCUGGCAGCCGAGCUCGCUAUGGUGGCCAAUCAGAUCAAGGAGGAGGAGGAGAAGCAUGCACACAGUGAUGUUGCAGAACACAGGAUAGUGGAGAGUCCUGAGCUGCUGAGAGAAGAAGAGCCCCAGGUGAAAAUAGGCAUGCUGAACGGGGGGAACCGCAUCGACUAUGUCCUACAGGAGAAGCCCAUCGAGAGCUUCAACGAGUACCUCUUCGCCCUGCAGAGUCACCUGUGUUACUGGGAGUCUGAAGACACAGCCCUACUACUCCUGAAAGAGAUCUACAAGACCAUGGGGAUAAACCCAGAACAGAUUUUACAUUAAUGCAAUGGAUUGGUAACCUGGUGGGACCACUCUGAUCACUGCGUUCAUUCCGUUUCACUGCACAUAAGUGAAAUAGAAUGGUGAAUGCAGUGAUCAGGCCCGGUUCCACCGGGUUAAUGGAUUGGUUGGAGUGAAAAAUAAACCUUUCUGAAACCCUCAUACUCCCCAUCAGGUUUGUCCAUGUCAAUGCUUUUUGAUUUGAUAUUGUACAUGGUUCUUUGUUUAGUAUUAAUUUUCAUUGAUUUUCUAUUCUCAUAGUCUAUUGUGUGAGGAUGAAUAUGCUUGUAAUAUGCCCUUUGUCUUAAAUUAAGAAAAUAGAUCAAAUUAGUGGAAUCCAAGAACACUUGUUUGAAAUAAACAUUUUAUAACCUAAAUUAUAGAAAUGGUGAGGUUUGCUGAACUAUAUGAAAUUAAACAUUUACCAGAGAAAUCAAAGAAACUGCUAAUUUAAGUAUUUACCUCAAAUGUAUUUUAUGUUUAACAAUAGCCGUAAAAUAAACCAUUUACUUUCACA